Molecule: messenger RNA, 1419 nt
Organism: Ciona intestinalis (vase tunicate)
Lineage: Eukaryota; Metazoa; Chordata; Ascidiacea; Phlebobranchia; Cionidae
Product: hairy/enhancer-of-split related with YRPW motif protein 2
Biological process (GO): regulation of DNA-templated transcription
Molecular function (GO): protein dimerization activity; DNA binding
Source: RefSeq, a predicted model, not a curated record
AGAACCAACCGACACAUGGUCGAUUCCACUUAUGGACGCCAUAGGCAAGAUUAUUACGUCACAAUAAGUGCUUGGUUUGUUGAUUCUGAAGAUUUUUCGAAUCCAUCGACGCCCAUGUUUCGUGAGAAAGCGCUAGUGAGUGGAUGUCAAGGACCUUUAAUAAAAGUCGGUGCUAUUAUGACGUCACCAACCCAUAUCGUCUAUUGUGACAAAACAUUUGUAACAAUCAUGUUUCUCUCGUUUAUAGGAGGCGUAAGAAGAAGGCAAACCUCUCUCGCAUACGAAGCCGAAACCGACAAUUCAUUCAAUGAAAGUUCAAUCAAGAUGAAGCGGGAUUAUGCUCAUAGCGAUAGUGACAAUGAUGACGCGAAAAGAUUCGACACACCGUCACAAACGUCAGCGAGAAAGAAACGUCGAGGGGUAAUCGAGAAACGACGACGAGACCGAAUAAACAACAGUCUUUCCGAACUUCGCCGAAUGAUUCCGGCAGCUUCCGAAAAACACGGAUCGUCGAAACUUGAGAAAGCGGAAAUACUUCAGCUGACAGUGGAGCAUUUAAAGACUUUGCAGAGCGCAAUAAGCAAAGGGUACUUCCCGUUUAUGGACGUCCGCACGAUGGCGGUAGACUACCAUAGUUUUGGAUUCCGUGAAUGCGUAUCAGAAGUGGCGAGAUAUAUGAUUUCUAUGGAUGGUAUACAAUCCUCAGUGAGGGAAAAUCUGCUGAGUCAUCUUCAAAAUGUGAUGACUCAUAAACCAACAGUUCCCCCCCAACCCUGGCCCGCUACAAUCAACAACGUCAUCAGACCUCAUUACGUCACGUCCGGCCACGUCAUGCUUCAUGACGCAGCACUUAUGUUUGAUGACGUCAAAAACAAACUGACCAAUCAGCGCCUUGUACCAACUUUCCCGCCAAAACCAACGAUGAUUUCAAACAUCCGAGGAUCGGAAAAUAUUGGGCAUAUUUCGCGGAAAGAUGGCGCCCCAAUCCCCGCCGGUUGCUCCGAAGAUCGCCGAAGUGUAAGAAACACCUACCGACCAUGGGUGGCGGAAUUGAGCUUGCUAUAAAUGAACCCAACCUUUCGGGGUUCGAACCUUGGUGCCGGAAAUUAAAAUGGGGGUUAGGGGGAAUACCCUGGUUAAUAUAAAUUAACUGUGAUGUCAUAAUGAAACACUUCCGCGUAACAAUAGAAAUGAUUCGAUUAUUCCUUUAUUGUUGACAACAAUCACGAUUGUCAUCCAUUGUCGACAGGAUGAACACACCUACGUGACGUCAUAAUGGUAUUAUGACGUAAUAAUAUAAGCAGAUGUUCCAACUAAAUGUUGAUUGACGUGUCAUGAUUGUAACGCUUUGCGAUACGUCAUCAAAUGUAUUUAUUUCAUAUUUUAUUUGCACUUGUAAUAAACAAUGCUUAUUGUUAA